Molecule: messenger RNA, 2020 nt
Organism: Zootoca vivipara (common lizard)
Lineage: Eukaryota; Metazoa; Chordata; Lepidosauria; Squamata; Lacertidae
Gene: RFC3
Product: replication factor C subunit 3
Biological process (GO): DNA-templated DNA replication; DNA repair
Cellular component (GO): DNA replication factor C complex; nucleus
Molecular function (GO): DNA binding; DNA clamp loader activity; ATP hydrolysis activity
Source: RefSeq, a predicted model, not a curated record
GGGCGGCGGCGCUUAAGUCGCCUAUCGUGGGCGGGAGCGCUGCGGAGGAGCGCGCGCUUUUUCCUUUUCCUUUUUUGCAACCUGGUUUCUUCUUUUUUUCCCUUCGGCGGAUCGUGGCCAUGAGUCUCUGGGUGGACAAAUACCGGCCGAACUCCCUCGGCAAAGUGGACUAUCACCGGGAUCAGGCAGCGCAGCUUCGCAACCUGGUUCAGUGUGGUGACUUUCCUCAUCUGUUAGUGUAUGGGCCUUCAGGAGCAGGGAAAAAGACCAGAAUAAUGUGCCUGCUGAGAGAACUGUAUGGCUCUGGAGUGGAGAAGCUGAGGAUUGAACAUCAGAGCAUAACUGCGCCUUCUAAAAAGAAGAUUGAAAUUAGCACUAUUGCCAGCAACUAUCACCUUGAAGUUAACCCAAGUGAUGCAGGAAACAGUGACCGGGUGGUAAUUCAGGAAUUACUGAAGACAUUAGCUCAAUCACAGCAACUUGAGACAAGCACCCAGCGAGAUUUUAAAGUGGUGCUGUUGACUGAAGUGGACAAGCUUACAAAAGAUGCCCAGCAUGCGUUGCGCCGAACCAUGGAGAAGUAUAUGGCUACCUGCAGAUUAAUUCUGUGCUGCAAUUCUACAUCGAAAGUCAUUGCACCUAUCCGAAGCAGGUGCCUUGCAGUGCGAGUGCCUGCACCCAGCAUUGAAGAUAUCUGCAACGUAUUGUCUGUUGUGUGUAAGAAGGAGGGUCUGGUUCUUCCUCGAGAACUUGCUCAGAGGAUUGCAGAAAAGUCUGGCCGAAAUCUCCGAAAGGCCCUUCUGAUGUGUGAGGCAUGCAGGGUGCAACAGUAUCCUUUCACUCCAGACCAAGACAUUUCUGAGACGGACUGGGAGGUAUAUCUGAGAGAGACGGCAAACGCCAUUGUUGGUCAGCAGACCCCACAGAGGCUCCUGGAAGUUCGUGGGCGACUCUAUGAACUCUUGACCCAUUGCAUUCCUCCAGAGAUUAUAAUAAAGGGCCUUCUGACUGAACUUCUGAACAACUGUGAUGGACAGCUGAAAGGAGAGGUUGCACAGAUGGCAGCUUUCUAUGAGCACCGACUGCAGCUGGGCAGCAAGGCCAUUUAUCACCUGGAAGCAUUUGUGGCUAAGUUUAUGGCCAUCUAUAAGAAGUUUAUGGAAGAUGGACUAGAAGCCAUGAUGUUCUGAUACAUUGCUUUGAGAACCCUCCUGCUUUUUGGGAUGCUGACAAGUUCUGUCGCGAAAGCUGUACAAACCGCAGGUCACCUGUACAUUUCUGUGUUGGACAAUAAAAUCCUAAGUGCUGAAUUUGAGGUGUUCUGAAAUGGUUCCACGUGGCCUUUUAUGUCAGUCCAAACUGCUUUAGGAAACAAGAAGUCACAUACUUGACAGCAGGGAAGUGCCAGGAUCCCGGAAUGCUUUUGGGUCUGGAACAUGAUUGUGAGCCUCAAUCUUGGGAGUUUUCAAAUGUGCCAUCUUGAAUAGGCUUCAUGAUGGUGGAAGAUGCAGAAACCUGUUGCAGCUUUAAGGCCCCGUCUGCACUAUGCAUUUGAAGCUGUAUCAUACCACUUUAAACAGCCAUGGCUUCCCCCAAAGAAUCAUGGGAAGUGUCGCUUGUUAAGGGUGCUGAGAGGAGUGUGAGGGGACACCAGUUCUCCUCACAACUACAAUUCUCAGAGUGGGCUAACAAUCAACCCCUUUUCCUAGGGAACCCUGGAAACUAGCUUUGAGGGGAACAGGCAUCUCCUCUAACAACUCUCAACACCCUUAACAAACUACAUUUUUAACGAUUCUUUGGCAGAAGUUAUGACUGUUGAAAGUGAUACGAUGCUGCAUAGUGCAGAUGGGGCCUUGCAGCCGUAACUUAAGCAUAUUUACCUAGAAGUAAUGAACCGAGUUCAAUGGCGCUGAGUUCAGUUGGCCAGGCAUGAUGGGGGUUGUAGUUAGACAACAUCUAGUAGGCCCCAUGUUCCCCAUCUAGUAACGAUCUACUGUAGUAGGGAUCAUUAAUAUUUCCG